Danio rerio (zebrafish) is the source of this 1320-nucleotide messenger RNA. The record is from RefSeq and is a predicted model, not a curated record. NCBI's taxonomy places the organism in Eukaryota, Metazoa, Chordata, Actinopteri, Cypriniformes, Danionidae.
UGUUCAAUGUAGUUUACUGAGUUUAAUAAAUUAACAAGUACAAGAUCACUAGAUUAUGAAAUAUACAGACAGAUGACAUUCCAAAAGACAGUAAGCUAGGUUUUAAUUAAAAUUACCUCCUAGCAAAUAACUUUAGUCAUAUAUUAGGUAUUGAAACCCCCAAAUUGCUUACAGAGAAUUAAACUAUUAAGGUUAUGAAAUAAAACACCCGUUAUAAAUGAAUAAUUUGCUUCUGUUACAGCUAUUCUGCUCUGUAUUUGUCUGAAAUAGUUCUUCAUUUCGGGUAAUGGAACGAUUUCGCAUGACUAUUAUCGUAGAAUGACUAUUGUAAGAUGGUGCAACAACCAUAACAUUUAACCUAAAGCUGUGUAAGCUUUUUGCAUUAUAGCGGGGGAAAAGUCAACAGUAAAUGAGAUCACUGGGAGUUGAUUAUUCAAAUUUAGAGGCCUGCGAUUGGCGGAAAGUUUAUCUAGCCGCCUAAUUCUGACCAAUGAGAUCUCCAUUCGUUGAGCGAAAGCACCCAAUAGAAAUACAAUGCAGUCACUCGGCUUGGCACGAGCUUUCAAUAAAUACCCCUUACAGUGAACAGAACCUCACUCGGUUUCGCACUCUGAAAUCUUCAUCAUGCCUGAGCCAGCAAAGCCCGCGCCCAAGAAGGGAUCUAAGAAAGCGGUCACUAAGACCGCCGGUAAAGGAGGAAAGAAGCGCAAGAGGACCAGGAAGGAAAGCUACGCUAUCUACGUCUACAAGGUGUUGAAGCAGGUUCAUCCCGACACCGGUAUCUCCUCCAAGGCGAUGGGCAUCAUGAACUCGUUCGUCAACGACAUCUUCGAGCGCAUCGCCGGUGAGGCUUCUCGUCUCGCUCACUACAACAAGCGCUCCACCAUCACUUCCAGAGAGAUCCAGACCGCCGUGCGUCUGCUGCUGCCCGGUGAGCUGGCCAAACACGCCGUGUCUGAGGGCACCAAGGCUGUCACUAAAUACACCAGCUCCAAGUAAAGCGCUGACUCUCCAUCAGCUACCCCAAAGGCUCUUUUAAGAGCCACCCAUUAUAUCGACUAAAGAGCUUUUUUUGUGUAUUAAGAGUAAUUAGUUACACUUUUAUCGAGGCAAAGAAUACGUCUCUGACUUAAAUGAAAAAUAAGUUUUGAUUUCAAUGUUUUAUGUUCAAUGCGUGAAAGUUAACUCAAAUUUCUUUAAAUGCUUUCAACUUUUACUUCUUCUGCUGGAAGAUGAAUAUUUAAGUGCACGACAGAGUAAACCAUUAAUCAAACUAAAUGUUAUAAAACAAGCAUAUUCCUAGACAGGCCUAUAACCCUA